AAGUUGACAAUUGCACCUUGAUCUGUAGCUACGAUGAUCCGCCUUCCUCAGUGCCAGCACUGACACGACUCGGGGCACUAUUGAGUAAGCCCUUUUAUAAAGCCAGGGUGAGGGGCGGGAAGGCUGAGUUUAGUCUGACCAGCAAUGGCAGGAAGGUAAAAACUGCGCGACCGAAGCCGCUGAAAUGAGCGACAGAGCCGAGAUGAGAGGGCCCGUAACCCGCCGGAGGAGGACGACCAUCUCCGGCGGUGGCGGCGGAGCGGUUAACGUGAAGCAAGCCAACGGCAGCAAGUGGCACGACACAGGCGAGAAACCGCCACAGUAUCCCGCUAAAGCCAAAACAGAAGACGAGGUGUACAGGCAUGCAAGUACUAACAACGGGAAGAUGGGCAGAGAGAUGGGGAUGUCAGGGCAGCAGCAGCUCACACACAGUCCGAGGAAACAGAGGAGUGCAGCGGAAGACAUCAACGAGAGACUCAGUUGCCACGUCCUUCAGGAGUCUCUCUUGAGCUCAGCCAGCGGUUACAGCAACUACAGAGGAAUCCUCAACUGGUGUGUUGUCAUGCUGGUGUUGAGUAAUGCACGUCUGUUCUUGGAGAACAUUAUAAAGUAUGGCAUCUUGGUGGACCCUAUCCAAGUUGUGUCUCUCUUCUUAAAGGACCCCUAUAGCUGGCCAUCAGCUUGCCUCAUUAUUACAUCUAAUGUGUUCAUCUUAGCAGCUUUGUACACAGAGAGACGUCUGGCUGUGGGUACCAUUUCCAAAACUACAGGACUGAUCCUUCACAUUUUUAAUCUGAUAUCCAUGUUGAUCUUUCCUUCAGCCACAGUGCUCACUGUGACCUCCAUAACCCCAGUUGGUGGUGUGCUCUCCCUAGCUGUCUACACAGUGCUGUUUCUCAAGCUGUACUCCUACCAAGACACCAACAGGUGGUGCAGAGAAAUCAGACAAGCCAAAGCCAAAAGACUCACACGAUCAUACUCAUGUCCGUCUGUGGCCCAGUCCAAUGGUUCAGCAGUUCAUUCUCAUGUCUCCUACCCAGGCAACCUCACCCACAGAGACAUGUACUACUUUGUCUUUGCCCCGACUCUCUGCUACCAGCUCAACUUCCCACGUUCACCUCGAAUACGGAAAAGGUUCCUGAUGAGAAGGCUUUUCGAGAUGCUUUUCUUCAUGCAGCUGCUGGUGGGAUUAAUACAGCAGUGGAUGGUACCAACUAUACAGAACUCAAUGAAACCAUUUCAGGAAAUGGACUUUUCUAGGAUGGUGGAGCGCCUGUUAAAACUAGCUGUCCCUAACCAUCUGAUAUGGUUAAUAUUCUUCUAUUGGUUUUUCCACUCCUCCAUGAACUUUGUGGCAGAGCUGCUGCAGUUUGGAGACAGAGAGUUCUACAGGGACUGGUGGAACUCUGAGAGUGUCACCUAUUUCUGGGCCAACUGGAAUAUCCCAGUACACAAGUGGUGCCUCAGACACUUCUAUAAGCCAAUGUUGAGGAAGGGGGUCAACAAAUUUCUGGCUCAAACUGCCGUCUUUCUGGUGUCUGCCUUCUUCCAUGAGUACCUGGUGAGCGUUCCUCUGAAGAUGUUCAGACUUUGGGCCUUUAUGGGAAUGAUGGCUCAGGUCCCUCUGGCUUGGUUCGUGGGUCGCUUCCUGAACGGAAACUAUGGAAACGCCGCUGUGUGGAUCUCGCUCAUCAUCGGCCAGCCUGUCGCUGUGUUGAUGUACGUCCACGACUACUACGUCAUUCAUUACGGGAGCACCACAUAGCACCAGACGAACUCACACAUGCUCCCGCAGUCAAACACACACGGACACACACACACACGCACCAGCCUGCAGUGAGUGAAUGGAGAGAAAGUAAAGGCAAUAAUAGAAAACGCUGCUCAGCUGCAGUAAACAGCAGGAACACUGUCUUGACUUUUUCAUUUUUGCACUUAAGAGAAAUGGACCACAGUAUCCCAGGAACUUAUCCUAACACCAUGAGAAGUGCUUGAUUCAAAGUGAUGUUCCACUUUGGAAUGACAUACACCUUUUUAGUCAGCUGUCAGUAUUGGCUAACCUUGGGAACCAUCAUCACUACCAGCUCAUCAUCUGUAUCCAGCACAGGAUGUUUAAACUCUAAACAUUUCAAACAAGACCCGAAGUGAAACAGAACUUGGAUUUCUGUUAUUGGAAUUGAAGAUUUUGUCAAAAACAAAAUCAAACUUGUGGUGCUAAGGUUUCCCAGUGUGGCCGAUAUUGUUGGCCAGUGAUGAAACUGUCCUGCUUAAGCUUUAACAACAAUUUCUUGAACUUCAAAAGCACUUAGAUGCAUUCAAAAGUGGGAACGCCACUACCAACCGAGCACUCCUCUUGAGUUGUGGGUACUUAAAAAUGCACACACAUCGUCCUGUGCAGCAAACAUGAGCCACUGCCGAGCGAGCACAAGCCAGACCAGGAUCCUGCCUCCAUAGAGCCAAUAUGAGAAUGCUAGUUUGUUUCUACAAGUUCAGGCUUAAAAGUUAUAAUAGCCCGUUUAAGAUGUCUCCAGGUCCUCAAAUCAACCACAGUGGCAGUUUUUACAUAUAUUCGGUGUAUAUAUCCUAUACCCUACUCUCUUUGAUGCAAUGCAGUUAUCAAGUAUUACAGACAUUUAUAUUAAAAGGAUGUUUUUGUGACUGUAAUAGCGCAGUCAUGGACCUACAGGCAGCCUCCUCUCUCUCUCACUCUUUCUCUCUCUCUUUCUCUCACUCUCUCUCUCUCUCUCUCUCACUCUCUCUCUCAAACAACAUCAAUGCAAGCUCUGAGUGUAACAGUACAUGCUACAGGUGUGUUACUUGGCUUUAUUUGUGUUGCACUGGAGUUAUCAGAUGGUGAUAUGGUUUAUUUUAUAUGUUGUGUAAUUUUAUUUGUUGACUGCAGUUAUUUUGUGCUAUCUUGAACUUAUUAUUUAUGUUGGAUUUUAUGUUAAAUGAAUGAUUUAAAGCAGUAGCUGAUUUACUGAUCUGAACCAAUGAAUGUUUUUUUGCACUUUAAAGAGAUGCAUGCUGUUAAAGCAAUAGAUUUCUAUGAAUGUAUUCUUUAAGUUGUAUCACUCACGUAAGGAAAUUAUGUUUUGUUGGAAUAAUUUGUAUAUUUUGUGAUUUGCUUGUUGAUAGUUUGUUGCAUAUGGUCGGCUCUAUUUCAGUUUGUUAAAAAGUAAAACAGCAGAUGCAGUGGUAAUAUAACUGCUUUUUCAUGCCAUAGUUUUUUCAGUAUUCAAAUCCUGAGGAGAGUCUUUUUCUUGAUUUGAUCUUUUGAGUUAUUAGAGCUGUUACCAAUAUGGACAUUGCCAUAUAAAAGUAAUAUCAGAAGAUGUUUUGUUAUUUUACUUUAUCUUUAAUCUAGUUUCUAAAUACACAAUGAGAGCUGAGUUAACAUGUUAAAUCCGAGCCUUUUAAUUUUAAAAUGAGUCCUGUAUUCCUUCCUCAUUGAUCACAUUUCAGGGAAAACGCUGUUGUUAAAUCGUAACACCAGUUAUCAGAAACACUGCGUGUUGACAUUCCUCGUUGAAAAUUACAAGUGCCUGCUGUAAAAAUAUGCUUAAACUCCAAAUGUAAACAAACAGAUACAUUAAUUGUUUUACGUAGAAAAACACAGAGGCCAAAUACUUAAAGAAAGAAAUUUCCUUCACCUUAUUCUAUGUAGCCAGUAGAUUCACAAUGCAUUUAUAUAUUUGUGGUGUGUUGAAAUAUUUGGGAACCUACAGUAAAACAUACUGUUCAGAUUUUUGUCCAAAUGUAACCUAACCCUUUAGCAGUAUGAAACUUUUCAAAUGUAAAUUUUUAAAGCAGUGAUUUCUGUUUUCUUCACAGUGUUAUUAUGAUGAAGAGCUUUAUUUAAGAUUUAUGCAUAAAUCUUACCACAUUAUUGGUAUUUCAGUCCAGAGAUGACAGCUUUAAUAUCUGUUAAUCUGUCUGGGGAGGUUCUCCACAAAAUAAAAAAUGCAUGGUUCAGUGUUUUCUAUUUAGUUGGGUGGAAAGACUAAAAAUAUUGAAGUCAAUCGUUGUCAAAAAGUGCUGACAAAUGAUUGGCAACUACUAAAAAGAACUUUACUUAAAAUUGAACUAAGAUAAGUUAAUUCAUGGGUAAACAUAAUUAUAAAAUUCUGAAAUGGUGUGGAUAUAAAUUUUGAAUAAAUGAUUCUUUUUUUUUUCAUUUGCAUGACCCUCAUGAAAAAAAUAUUUCCUUUGGAAUUUGAAUGGUUUAUUUUUAAUUCUGCCUUACUUUCUGUUUUAAGUGAGAUUUUGUGAAAAUUGAAAAUAUGAAGUGACAGGAUGGAGUUAUCAAAAUGUUUAUGAGAAUAGGCCUAGUUUGCCUUCUUGUGUUCCUUUAUUUGCCUGAACUUCCUGUUUCUACAUUAGCACUGCACUGAGCCUGCUUUUGGAAUAUGAGUUUAAAAUACUAAAAAUGUCAAUGCUAAAAUGCAGCUUUAAGUUGAACUGUCUGUUUAAGAUUUAUUUAAUUAUUGUAAGAUGAAACAUGUAAAAUGAAUGUAUUGCUAAUUUGUUCAUACUGUAAACUGAAAUCCAAAGUGAGACACAGAUUAUAUGUUUUGGGAAUGAAAAUAAUUUUAAAAGCCUUUCACUUGAAAUUAUUUGUGUUGUUUGAUAAAGAUUGUUUAUAUUAGA
This is a messenger RNA of Lates calcarifer (barramundi perch), 4647 nucleotides long. It is a transcript of the gene dgat1a, whose product is annotated as diacylglycerol O-acyltransferase 1a. Gene Ontology annotation, molecular function: diacylglycerol O-acyltransferase activity. Bases 185 to 1765 code for a protein of 526 amino acids. Gene Ontology annotation, cellular component: endoplasmic reticulum membrane. The record is from RefSeq and is a predicted model, not a curated record. NCBI's taxonomy places the organism in Eukaryota, Metazoa, Chordata, Actinopteri, Centropomidae. Gene Ontology annotation, biological process: triglyceride biosynthetic process. The transcript is spliced from 17 exons.